AUGUUUGGUCUUGAUGAUGUGGGUGUUAAUGAAAUUGAUCAGCCUGUGCAUUUAGAUGAGUUCAUGAUGAUUUUUGACAAAGAAGAAUCAAGUGGAUCUCAACACUCCACUUCAAAGCCGAAGAAGAAGAAGAAUAAGAAGUUGGCAGUGACAAGAAAAGAAUUUGUUUCUCUACAAUCCAAAGUCAACCAAAUUUUGACCACAGUCUCCUCCAACAAAACUCAAAACACUGAGCUUCCUACCCCACAGUCGUUAGUUGAAAGGGUUGAAAUUCUUGAAACUAGGGAACAUCUAACUUCAGAGCGCAUCUCUCUCAAAAUUGAAAUGGGUAUUAGAGCUCUUGAUAAUAAUCGCACUGCGGAUCAAAAACAGUUUGUAUCCACUGCUGAAAAUCUCAUCAAAGAGGUGACCACACUCAAAGAAGAAAUCAAGUCUACCCUUGAAAGUCAAACUGCUCACUCAAAGCACCUAGUACAAGAGACUCACAAUGCUUAUGAGUCAGUCAUUGUGGUACUCCAAUCCACCAUCAACAAUCUUCGACGCUCUGUCUCAGAUCCAUCUCAUGUCAAUGAGAUUCUCAAUCUUACAAAGGAAAUCCAUCAACUCUUUUUCAACAAAGAAAUCCCCAACAAUCUCCAAGUCUCCGAGUUGAUCAAACAACAAUUCACCGAUACAUUCUCCAAGAAGCAGUGUCCGUUAAAUCAACGACCCGUUCCUUCACAUCAUCACACUCCUCCGAGAACUUCACCAACUGCAGAUCAAAACAAGCCUCCAACUCCUCAAUCUUCACCGCAAUCAUCACCUAAAACAUCAACUCCUAUGCAAUCUCAUCAAUCUCCUCCAAUGCAACAACCUAUUCCUUCACAUCAUCAAAUUCCUCUGAGAACUUUACCAACUACAGAUCAAAACAAGCCUCCAAUUCCUCAUUCUUCACCGCAAUCAUCUCCUAAAACAUCAAAUCCGGUGCAAUCUCAUCAAUCUCCUUCACCGCAACAACUUUCUCCACAACAAGAAGUUCAACAUCAAUCCCCUCCUCAUCAAGAAACUUCUCCUUAA
Molecule: messenger RNA, 1056 nt
Organism: Lactuca sativa (garden lettuce)
Lineage: Eukaryota; Viridiplantae; Streptophyta; Magnoliopsida; Asterales; Asteraceae
Source: RefSeq, a predicted model, not a curated record